AUGGCGUCUCCGUUUCGCAUCGUGGAACAUGUCGUUCCAGGGCAGUAUCUGAGAGAGUAUCCUCGCGCAACAUCUACCUCGCAAGAAGAAACACUAUAUCUUGCUGUGAAGCAAUAUAUACCAUUGGAUAACCCCCAGCCACAACCGGGGGAUGUUACUUUUAUCGCAGCGCAUGCGAAUGGAUUUCCAAAGGAGCUCUACGAACCGCUGUGGGAAGAUAUAUAUGCCCAAUCGCAAAAGCAUGGGUUCAGGAUACGCAGUAUCUGGAUGGCUGACGCGGCGCAUCAAGGCGAGAGCGGGGUGAUCAAUGAGAAUAUGCUUGGAAAUGAUCCAAGCUGGUUUGAUCAUUCCAGAGAUCUAUUGCACCUGAUCAACCUCAAGCGCGAUGAGAUGCCUCGUCCCAUUGUAGGAGUUGGCCAUAGCAUGGGCGGCGCACAGCUGACGUAUCUAUCUCUGUUACAACCCCGCCUGUUCCACAGUUUGGUACUAUUAGACCCCGUCAUUCAGAGUGAAUCAACUCAAUCACCGGACAAAUUCGAAGGCCGCUUUGUCCCCAUGAACACCAUCCUCUCAACCCACCGACGCGACAUAUGGCCAUCCAGGAAAGCAGCAGCAGAGGGCUUCCAGCGCAGUCCAUUCUACAAAGCCUGGAACCCGCGCGUUCUCGACAGAUGGGUCAAAUAUGGUCUCCGAGAAUUACCAACUGUCGCUCAUCCAGAUGAGUCAAAAUAUAAAGCAUCAAAGGAUGACAAACCUGUCACCCUGGCUACGACGCGGCAUCAAGAAGUUUUCACCUUUUCGAGGCCGAAUUAUGACUAUGACCGUGCGAAUGAGAAGCCCGCCAACCUUUAUGAAACACCGGAUCUUAAACCAGAUGGACCGAAUACAUUCCCAUUUUACCGCAUGGAGCCAAACUUCAUAUUUUCUCAAUUACCGCGUGUCCGACCCAGUGUACUAUACAUCUUUGCAGGACAAUCAUUUAUGUGUACACCGUCCAUGAUGCAAGAUAAGAUGGACAACACGGGCAUCGGACAAGGUGGAAGCGGCGGCGUAGCUGUCGGAAGAGUCAAGUCAGUUUAUUUCCAGGACAAAGGACACUUGUUGGCGCAGGAGGCGGUUGCGGAAUGUGCACACGCAGCAGUUGAGUUUUUUGGUAAAGAAUUGCAACGCUGGAAAGAGGAAGAGGCUGCAUUCCAGAAGACGUGGAGUGGGAAAUCGCAGGUUGAGAAGUCGACUGUUGACGAGAGGUGGUUGAAGGAGGUUGGUCCGCCGCCUGUGAGGGCUGCGAAGACUACGGAUGGGAAUUCGAAGCCGAAGUUAUAG
Molecule: messenger RNA, 1323 nt
Organism: Talaromyces marneffei
Lineage: Eukaryota; Fungi; Ascomycota; Eurotiomycetes; Eurotiales; Trichocomaceae
Exons: 4
Coding region: 1-1323 (440 amino acids)
Source: RefSeq, a predicted model, not a curated record